AUGGAAGUGGACGCCCCCUCGUUCCCCCACCACCUGCUCGCCCUGCUCAUCCACAUCUCCGAGGCCGACUUCGUCUCCUUUGACCUCGAGCUGUCCGGCAUCCCCUCACAUCUACCCAGCAAGAAACCCCGCGCUGGACGACUCACCCUUGAAGACCGCUAUGCUGAGACCAAGGAAGGCGCCGACCGCUACCAGAUCCUUCAGGUCGGCCUGACAUGUGCCAAGUUCGACUACGUCGCCAACCAGUACGUCCUGCGGCCCUUCAACAUCAACCUCAGCCCCCUGCUCGACGAGCGCCUGGACUUUGAGCGUGAGAUCAGCUUCCAGAGCGGCGCGUGCACCUUCCUGCUCGGCUGCGGAUUCGACCUUGGCGCGCCAUUUGCAAAGGGCGUGCAGUAUCUGUCUCGAGAGGAAGCCGUGCGGGCAAAGCGCCUGGCCUACGACCGCAUCGACAAGAAAAACCCCAUCUCGGACCUGCAGCUCAAGGACACCGAUACUGAGUCCCUCGAUUUUGUGCGGCGCUGUCGUGACGCCAUCACCGCAUGGCAGAAAACCACCUCCUCCAGUCUGGAAAUCACCUCGUCCACUGGCUCGCCAAUUGCAGCAUCCACCUUCACGAUCUCGCGGUUCGAGAAGAGGCUCGUCCACCAGCUGGUCCGCGCAGAGUUCCCCAACGCCGUCGCCAUUGGCCGGAAUGACUGCAUACGGAUCCUGCCCUUCGACGCUGAGCGCGAGGCCGACAACACGCGGCGCAUCAAGAGCCGUGUUAAAGAGCAGAUCGCCCGCCAGACAGGUUUCCGCUGGAUCUUCGAGGCGCUGGUCGGGGGAGAAGUCAACCCGGACCUCCUCUACAUCACCCGGGGCAGUGCCGGCGUCGACGGGAGAGACCGCUUUGACCGCGCGCUAGCCAGGCUCAAGACGAAGCAGCCGGUGCUGGUGGGCCAUAACAUGUUUACUGAUGUUGUGUAUCUGUACCGCACGUUCGUCGGUCCGCUGCCCGACACGCUCGCCGGCUUCAACGACGCGCUGCACGAGCUGUUCCCUAAGAUCAUCGACACAAAGUACCUCGCCACACAUGCAGAAGGCGAUCUGAACGCGAGCCCUACUCUGGAGGAGAUUGCCAAGGGCCUGCAGGACCAGCCGCUGCCGAGCAUCGUCACGCACGAGGAGCAUGGGAAGUACAACGACAUGGAGGCCUUCCACGAGGCUGGGUACGACAGCCUCCUCACAGCGACGAUCAUGUUAAGGCUAGCGGCGAAGCUGGGCUCUGAGAGGAAGACCGACGAACCAAGGCCACCGCUGCAGCGCGAGGCCUCAGAGGGCGGUAUUAGACUGCCAACCCCCGCAGACGACUUCAUCAUCGACGGCCGUGAGAAAAUCCAGCACCCCGUCAGAGUGCCCCCCACGUCUGCAACAAACGGCAAGAAGAAGCGCAGCAAGAGCAAGAAGGCUGCAGCAACGACAAAGUUCGAGACCAAAAACCUCUUCGACAACCUCAAAGCGCUGUCCAUGGACGACCAAACCAGCUCCUCCGACGAAGAAGCAGAGCCCACCGCGAACGGUCACUGGGCUGACGAAGUCUUCGUCCAGGACAAGACGGGCUGGGUGCCGGUCAAGAAGAUGACCCGGCAGAAGCUGGAGCUGAUACCGCCCUUCGACGACGCCUUCUGGGCCACCUUCGGCAACAAGCUAAGGGUGUUUGGCACAGAGGAGCGCGAGAUGCGGAUAGCAGGCUGGCCGAAGCGAGUGUAA
Molecule: messenger RNA, 1752 nt
Organism: Ascochyta rabiei
Lineage: Eukaryota; Fungi; Ascomycota; Dothideomycetes; Pleosporales; Didymellaceae
Product: Poly(A)-specific ribonuclease
Exons: 1
Coding region: 1-1752 (583 amino acids)
Biological process (GO): nuclear-transcribed mRNA poly(A) tail shortening
Cellular component (GO): cytoplasm
Molecular function (GO): poly(A)-specific ribonuclease activity; RNA binding
Source: RefSeq, a predicted model, not a curated record